This is a messenger RNA of Fraxinus pennsylvanica, 915 nucleotides long. NCBI's taxonomy places the organism in Eukaryota, Viridiplantae, Streptophyta, Magnoliopsida, Lamiales, Oleaceae. The record is from the annotation of a GenBank genome assembly.
AUGGGAAAAAAAACACACACACACACUGAGCAGAAGAACGAAAGGGCAGGAGAGAUCAGAGAAAUUUCGGAAGAUUCUCGUGGAAGAUCAAGAUUUUCUUUUAUAGAUUUCUUGGGUUCGAAUUUCUCGAUUUCAUUAGCUUUGGAAAGAAUUUGGAGAUUCGGAUACUUACUCCCACAAUCUCACCAGCUAAUGGCAAAACCAAAAUCACGACAUACGGGAAAGAAGAAAAAAAAUCAAGGUGACCCAGAAGUGGACCCAGCCGAUGAAGAUUGUUGGGUGGUGGUCAAGAAGCAGAGAGUCACUAUUUUAAUCCCACCAUUGUCCAGUAAGGAACAGCCCAUAAAUUCUAACGCUGCAGACCCUCAGAUCCAAGAGCCUGGAAAAACUAAUUCUGAGCCACAGUGUCCAUCAGGUACACUUGUCCAAACGCAUUUGUCUCCUGCAAGGGAGAAAUCGAUCUCGGUGUCUCCCGAGGAGGAUCUUCCGCCGGCUAAUAUAGUCCAUCCUUCUGAACCUGUUCUACCAUCCGAGCUACAGCACAGGGUUGAUUUGGACAAUUCACCAAUUCAUAGUUUUAGAGAGGAUGAAAUGAUAGGAUUUGGCAGCACAUCAAAAGUGAGUAAGAAGUUUAUGAUAUUUGCUGAUACAAGCACACUGCUAAAUCGAAGAAUGAGAGCAUUAUAUCUCGAGAAAAAACUCCGUAGUGCUGGAGGAUUGAACAACUGGCUAGUUUCCCUAGGCCUCAGCCGCUUCAUAACCAUUUUUCAGAGCCGGAGUGUCAACAAAUUUCAGUUGGCUAAUCUUACCAUGCAGAAGCUUAAAGAUAUGGGUGCAGUAGCUGUUGGUCCUCGGAGAAAGCUGAUGCAUGCCAUUGACUGCCUUUGCCAACCCCAUUGUUUCGAGUAUCCAUGA